UCUCCAUACAGUUGACUGAGAGGUCCGUUCUUGAUUUGCGAAGAUGCGGGUACUUAACGAUUGAUCUGCUUUAACACAAUCUAGCACUCGUUCUUCCAAUGCUAGAAUCCUGGCAUUGCUUGGUCGUCCAACAACUUCCGGCUUUGAAAAGAUCCUAGAGUAAAAUUAUAAGAGAAAAUGCCCAAAGCACAAUCGAAAUCCUUCAAAAAUGGUGAAGAUAUGCCGAUCAUCGUGGUGGAGGGACCUUCGAGGGAAAAUCUGAAUAAUAUUCCCUAUGCAGAUGAGGAAAAUGCAGUUCGAGAGGAAAAUGUUGAAAAGCGGGAGGAGGAUUUUGAUGUUGAGGGUCAAAGGAGAGGAAGUCUGGAAACACACAGGAAAAACAGCAUUUCUUUACCGAAUUUGGAGGAACUAAAUGGAUUAAAAGAGAAACAAUCAGAGAUUAGCGAUUUCAAUUCCCAGAGCGAACUUGAAACCGACGAUGAAUUGGUUGAAACCCGUGGUCCAGCGAGAAAUGUCCGAAGAAAGUCAGUGCUAAGUCCCAAAAUGCUGACCCCACCCGAUCCUUCUGAUUUUACAGACAGCAACUCACCCGCUAACUCGGUUACUUCAGUUAAUUCCUUGGCAAGUUUACUUAAGGAAAAAAUCCAAAAUCUACCACAAACCAUAAGAAAGAAGAAGUCCAACGAAUAUAAAAUCAAAGUAUUCGUAGCAUUCCUAUUUAUCACCAUCGUAGUUCUAGUAUGUUGCGCUUACUUCUUGUACCACCAAAAGGUCUUAGCCAAGGCGUACUUCGACAGAAUAAAAUUCAACAAAAACAAGCGGAUUAUGAAAAUUUACAACAACGACGGGAUUGAAAUCAUCAGUGCCCGUUUGGGAACCACUUUAAAUUACAACACAGUCCUUCCUUGUCUGCCCCAAGACGAAAGAAAGGACGGCUCCAUAUGCCUUGAAUGGAUGGAUAGAGCUAGAUUGUACCUACACGCAUACACUUUAAAUGAACACGUGAAAUGUUACAAUCUAGAGUGGUACUCGCUGAAUGAAAACCUCGCCCCUACAGAUUGUAUUGAAUUGGCGCCUGGGGUUCAUUGGUAUGGUGGUGGUCAAACGAAAGAGUCAGCGUGGCCUCUUGAAAAGGGUGGUCAUAACUUUAGCCCCUUUGUAACUGGAAACAUUGAGUUUCAUGAAUGGGGAAAUGCAUUGAAAAGAUAUUUUAUCAAUUCCAAGGGGGCCGCAAUAGUUAUUGACGAAAAAACGCCCCUCUAUGUAGCAAUACUGGGUGAAACAAAGAAAGAUCUCUGCUUUAGAGCUAAGUAUGAUGAAUUUGCUUUCGCCAACAAGUUUACAGUAGCACCGGAGCUGAAUUAUAGUAUUUGUACUGGCAGCAACAUGUCGGAGCUACAUUCACAUUUAACAGAGCAAACAUUGUGGGAUGGUCUUAAGAAGGAGGAUGCUGAUAUUAUCGAUAGUCUCUUAACUGAACCUUUAUGGGAAAUUACUUCUGAUUACAAGGAGUCCCUUACUGAAGAAAUGGUAUCAAACUUCACCGAAGACGUCAUCGCUCUGGGCACAAUCAAGCAAGGACACGUAUUAAUCAACGAAUUCUGGCAAAACGAAGUGGGCGACUUCGAGGUGGACCUCAAUCGAUUCCCAACUCUGGAUAAAACCAUUGAGAUCCUGAGAAGACGCGGAUUUAGGGUAGUUUUCACUAUCCAACCGUUCAUCUCCACUGAAAGCUUUAACUUUGCCGAAGCCGUUAGGAAGAACUUGCUGGUUUUGGAACGGUUUAGUGGAAAAAAAGUACCUGCAUUAACCAGUUUUGGAACAGUUCAAAGUGCGGGCGUCCUGGAUAUAACCAACAACCGUACGGUGCCAUGGCUCAUCGAAAAACUGAAAACGGUGAUGAACAAGUACAAGUUUAACGCCUUUUAUUUGGAGCUGGGGACAGCUUAUGAUAUGCCACACUACUACCAAUGUGAGAAACCUCUAAUAAAUCCAGAUCAGUAUAAAACAGCUUUCAUAAGUAGCAUCCAGAAUGCCGUAAGCAUUCUUGGUGUCACUGAUGCCAUUGAAAGACCCAGAUCUCCUAGUUUCGUGUCUUUACCCAAGUUUGAAUCUAGCUGGGAUGGAUUAAGAAGGGUUAUACCAACCAUUCUAACUUAUGGCAUUAUUGGCUAUCCAUUUUUAAUCCCUGGGGCUGUUGGUGGCGACUAUGACUCAAUAGAGACUCAAUUGGAGGGGCUCAAUGGUACGCUCACGGAAUUGCCAGAUCAAGAACUUUAUAUAAGAUGGCUGCAAUUGGCUGUAUUUUUACCUGUGGUACGAUACAAUCGCUUACCGAAUAGUUAUGGUGAUAAGAAAGUGUUGGAUACAGCCAUUAGUUUGGCUAUUUUGAGGCAAAACAAGGUAAAACCUGUCUUAAAAAAAUACGCCAGAGUCUCCUUAAACCUAGGAUUACCGAUCAUUAGACCAUUAUGGAUGUUAGACCCGCACGAUCCUUCUUGCCAUACGGUGAUGGAUGAGUUUUCUAUUGGAGAAGAUAUCAUUGUUGCUCCCAUUCUGUAUUCCAAAUCUAACGAAAGAGAAGUUUACUUACCUGCAGGUGUUUGGAAAGACGGAAUCGAUGGUAGUUUAAGAAAAGGUAGCAGAUGGAUCCACGAUUACCGGGUGGAAGACAACCAGGUGGCAUAUUUUGAAAAAAUGCCCGAUGACACGAGAUUUUAACUCGGAAGUAAUAAAAAGGCAUGAAUGAAACUCAUAUAAGUUUUAUUAAACAGAAAACAAUAGAGCAGUUGAAGAAGAUGUUAGAUUUAAGUGUGAAAGGAUAUACAUAUUUGUGAUAUGAAAAAUUUAGGUUUUUCUUCUUUAUAAUAAACAUUAUUUAUUUAAGGAUUC
Messenger RNA from Anthonomus grandis grandis, 2892 nucleotides. Its product is annotated as myogenesis-regulating glycosidase. Gene Ontology annotation, biological process: carbohydrate metabolic process. NCBI's taxonomy places the organism in Eukaryota, Metazoa, Arthropoda, Insecta, Coleoptera, Curculionidae. Gene Ontology annotation, molecular function: hydrolase activity, hydrolyzing O-glycosyl compounds. The record is from RefSeq and is a predicted model, not a curated record. The transcript has 14 exons. The coding region runs from base 178 to 2721 and encodes 847 amino acids.